Messenger RNA from Penicillium riverlandense, 1341 nucleotides. Its product is annotated as carboxylesterase type B active site protein. Bases 1 to 1341 code for a protein of 446 amino acids. The transcript has a single exon. The record is from RefSeq and is a predicted model, not a curated record. NCBI's taxonomy places the organism in Eukaryota, Fungi, Ascomycota, Eurotiomycetes, Eurotiales, Aspergillaceae.
AUGGCUGGUGAAUCGAAAGUUGUUGUUCAGCUUCGAGAUGGGCCCAUCCAUGCUCUCCAAAGAAAAGGACUGGUUAUCGCUCGCGGUGUGAAAUACGCCGAAGCUAGACGGUUCGAGCCUCCGUCGCCUUGCCAAAAGUGGGAUGGUAUUCUCGACUGCACAAAGCCGGCCACUAUCUGUCCCCAGCUGCCUUCGCGCCUUGAGAUCAUAAAUGGCCCGAUAGCUGUAGGAAGGACUAUGGACGAAGUCUGCUUGCACGUCAGCGUUUUCUCUCCCUCACACACUCCCUCCAAGGCAGAUGAUUUGAUACCUGUCAUGGUCUUUCUACACGGAGGUGGCUACUCGUCAGGAGCAGGUGACCUUGACUGCUAUAGUGGUGCCUCGCUUGCUUCUAUGAGAGUAGUAGUCGUUAACAUCACCCACCGACUGGGGAUCUUCGGAUACCAGCCCAUCGAAGGAAUCGUGCCACCAAACCUUGGCAUCCUCGAUCAAAUUGCAGCACUUCGUUGGGUCCACGACAAUAUCGAAUUCUUUGGUGGCGACACUAACAGGGUUUGCCUAUUUGGGGAGUCAGCGGGUGCGGAUUCAAUCUUCUGUCUAAUGGGCUCGGAUGGCGUUGAAGGUCUUUUCCAUCGUGCUAUCUUGCAGAGUGCUCCGUGGGCGUUCCGAUAUAUGGACCAAUAUAGCCGCCAGAACAUGGUGGAGUCACUGUCGUCGAUGGGUGGGGAUCUCCUGUCAGAAAAUCACGAUACUGCAUCGAUAGAGGAACUUUUGAGGGUACAGCAAAAGCUCAUGAUUGCAGCAACGUCUUUUCCCACGGCAGUGAUACCGUUUGGGCCCAUUCUUGGGCAUUCACCCCUCCCGGAGAAGCCAGAAUUUGACGCAAGGUUGGAGGCGGCCAUUCGCAACGUGCCGAUGUUUAUCGGCUACACAAAAGACGAGGGCCAGGCGUUUGAGGGAAUGUUUAAUCAAAUGAGGCCUGUGCCUGAAAUCCCUGCUGGAACCACUGUCGCUGGGUUUAUUUCCAAGAACUGGUUCCAGGACCCAGCGGAACAGUUCUAUAAGAGAAUCAGAGAAGCUGGUGGGCAUCCGUGGCUUUACCAGUUUAACCUGGCGCCCGAUCAGAGCCAGUUCGGUGCAAUCCACACAAUCGACAUGCCCUUUCUGCUGGGGACAUGGGAUGACUGGAAAGAGGCGCCGAUGAUGAGCGGACGAAAUGCACAAGAACUCGUUGAAAGGGUUGGGCCAGAAGUCAAGAAGCUCUGGGUAGCGUUUGCCGAAGGACUGGAUUCUGGUUCCGCACAGUUUGUCAUUGAUGAGCACUUUACUUUUAGCAAAUAG